Molecule: messenger RNA, 7169 nt
Organism: Suricata suricatta (meerkat)
Lineage: Eukaryota; Metazoa; Chordata; Mammalia; Carnivora; Herpestidae
Gene: ZNF512B
Product: zinc finger protein 512B
Exons: 17
Coding region: 1479-4406 (975 amino acids)
Molecular function (GO): zinc ion binding
Source: RefSeq, a predicted model, not a curated record
CCCGCACCCCGGCUGCAGGUGACAGGUGGGUGGCGAGGCCAGUCUCCAGGUGUGCGUUCCCUGGCCGGGUUCAUCCGCGCGCCCGGCCUGGGCCCGAGGUCUCCCCGCAUGCAUUGCUUGUGGGGCCCCCUCCCCCUGCGAGGGUCCCACCUUUGCCACCCUGCUGGGUCGUCCGACCGGGUGGAAUCUCUUUUCCUCCCGUCGUUCUAGUCACAGGUCCUAGAUGGAAAGAGGGUAUCUGCCCCCUAGGCCAGCUCUGGCCCCAGGCCCCCCAACUCUGAAUUCUCCACCCAAGCUGGAGAGAUUGAAAAGUGGGUUCUUGGUAGGCUUUCACACCCCAGGCUGUUGGAGUCACCACGGGGUUGGGGUGACUGAUGCUGGCAUGUCUCCUUUGGAAGUUUUGGUGUGAGGACUUCAGAGAAGUUUGUUUAGGCCCAUGUAGACCCGGACCUACUCCUGGGCUCAGGAUAUGGGCACCCCCUUGGUAAUGGGCAGUAACUGUCCUUACCUCUGAUCUCAGUCUCUGGACCCCUGCUAGGCGCUGCAGUCCCUCCUCAUCUCCUCUGAUGUAAGUUCCUUAGGAACUGCCAGAGGAGGGGCUGCCUCCCCAUACAACUCCCCCCCAUCCCCUUCCUGUGGCCUUGGGUGUCCCUGUGGGAGGAUCCAGUAGGACAGAGCUCAGAGUCCCUUCCCAGAGCUCUCAGGGUCCGGAGUCCCCCAGCAGAACAGGGCCCAGGAGGUAUAGCCUCAGGCAGCGGGGUAAUCCCUGUGGUUGAGAUGGCUGGCAGUUUCUGGAGUGGUACUGGUGGACCUAUAGGUGGGAGACAGAGAGGCUUUUGAGGGUGGAGGUGAGGGGGAGGAGGUUAGCCAGGUAGAGGGUGGCUGAGGGAUUCCUGCUGGAGACAAGGCUGAGAAGAGGGUCAGGUAGGGUGGUUCCACUGGCAUGGGGACUUGUGGGAUCCUCAAUCCUUGAUCUGCCCCCACCACUCCUUCCCCCAGGGAAAUUUACUCAAUUGAGGAGUAGGCUAGAGGCCCUCAGUGCCUGUCUUGGCCAUCUUCCAUCUGUGUCCUGGAGAGAAGGAUCCAGGGGUGCCUGGCCAGGCAGGGCGGCAUUGCCUUCAGUCUAGGCGGGGCUGUGGAGCACCGAGGUGCUGGGCCAGGACAGCUUGUGAGCUGACAGCCUUAUUGGUGUCAUAACUGACUCCUGGGAAAGAUGUUGAUUUCCUUCUUCCUGAACACUUCACCUCUCCGGGGACUGCUCCCAGCCCAGUACCAGGUAUGAUUCUUGGCACGUUUUAGGACUGUGUGUCUGGGGACAGAGGAAGUCUAUGAGAGCUGAUGAGGGUUUCAAGACAGAGUUAGGUGCUUCCAAGAUGAUCGUGUCUCCUGGAUAAUCUGGGGAGACCUCAGCUGAGCAGCCCCUCUCCUAAACCAGAAGCCUCCAUCACCUACUUUCCCAUGUGGCCACGUACACAGAAAUGACCGAUCCCUUCUGUGUUGGAGGAAGCCGCCGGCUCCCGGGAUCCACCAAGAGUGGACCUGGGAAGGAUGGAGGCCGGAAUGAAGUCCGACUUCCUGUUUUGCAUGACCCACCAAAAUUGGGGAUGCCGGUGGUCCGGGGUGGGCAAACAGUGCCCAGCCAAGGCCCACUCUGCUUUGACCCGGGAAGUCCAGCCAGUGACAGGACGGAAGGGAAGAAAAAGGGGCGUCCAAAAGCCGAGAAUCAGGCCCUCCGAGACAUUCCUCUCUCCCUGAUGAACCAGUGGAAGGAUGAAUUCAAGGCACACUCAAGGGUGAAGUGUCCAAACUCAGGGUGCUGGCUGGAGUUCCCCAGCAUCUACGGGCUCAAGUACCAUUACCAGCGGUGCCAAGGGGGUGCCAUCUCAGAAAGGCUGACCUUUCCCUGCCCCUUCUGUGAGGCUGCAUUCACCUCCAAGACCCAGCUGGAAAAGCACCGGAUUUGGAACCACAUGGACCGACCCCUGCCUGCCCCCAAGCCUGGGCCUGUCAGCCGGCCGGUUACCAUCAGCCGGCCCGUUGGGGUCAGCAAGCCCAUUGGAGUGAGCAAACCUGUCACUAUUGGCAAACCUGUGGGUGUCAGCAAACCUAUCGGCAUCAGCAAGCCAGUGACGGUCAACAGGCCUGUGCCGGUCACCAAGGCUGUCACAGUCAGCAGGCCUGUGCCGGUCACCAAGGCUGUCACGGUCAGCAGGCCUGUGCCGGUCACCAAACCCAUACCAGUCACCAAGUCGGUGCCGGUCACCAAACCUGUGCCAGUCACCAAGGCAGUGAGUCUCAACAAGCCAGUGCCAGUCACCAAAUCCGUGCCGGUGACCAAACCAGUGACCAUCAACAAACCGGUGCCGAUGACAAAACUUGUGACGGUUACGAAACCCGUGCCAGUCGCGAAGCCGGUGACGGUCAGCAGGCCCAUUGUGGUCAGUAAGCCGGUGACGGUCAGCAGGCCCAUUGCCAUCAGCAGGCACACACCACCUUGCAAAAUGGUGUUGCUGACCAAGUCUGAGAACAAAACUCCUCGUGCCGCAGGGAGGAGCAGUGGUAAGAAAAGGGCUGCGGACAGCCUGGAUGCAUGUCCCAUCCUGCCAAAGCAGGCGAGGCCAGAGAAUGGGGAGUAUGGCUCCUCCACCACAGGCCACACCUCGGCCUUCCAGCUGAGCACAGACCCCAGCAGCAGCCCCCUUUCUCUGGGCAGCAGGCCCUUGGGAAGCAAGGAGGCACCGAGGGCCACCGGCCCUGUGUCCCCACCUGAGGAGGGAACAGAGCGCACAAAGCACAGAAGGAAACAGAAAACACCCAAGAAGUUUACAGGGGAGCAGCCGUCCAUCUCAGGGACCUUUGGACUCAAAGGCCUGGCCAAGGCAGAGGACAAAUCCCGCAUGCACCGUGCCAAGAAGCAGGAGGGGCCAGGCCCUGAGGACGUGCGGAAGAAGGUGCUGGCUCCUGCUAGCACGGUCAGCAAGGAAGUGCCGGCCCCCACGGCCCACCCAGCUCCAGGUGGCCCUGAGGAGCAGUGGCAGCGGGCCAUCCAUGAACGGGGGGAGGCUGUCUGCCCCACCUGCAAUGUGGUCACCCGAAAGACCCUUGUGGGGCUUAAGAAGCACAUGGAGGUGUGUCAGAAGGUAAGGCUGCCCCGGGGUCCCAGGCGGGGAAGUGCCCAGAAUCAGCUUCUCAUGACAGGGGCAUGUCUGCAGCUGCAGGAUGCUCUCAAGUGCCAGCACUGCCGGAAACAGUUCAAAUCCAAGGCCGGCCUCAACUACCACACCAUGGCUGAGCAUAGCGCCAAGCCCUCUGACGCUGAGGCCUCGGAGGGGAGUGAGCAGGAGGAACGGGAGCGGCUGCGCAAGGUGCUGAAGCAGAUGGGGAGGCUGCGGUGCCCCCAGGAGGGCUGCGGGGCUGCCUUCUCCAGCCUCAUGGGCUACCAGUACCACCAGCGACGCUGCGGAAAGCCUCCCUGUGAAGUGGACAGCCCUUCCUUUCCUUGCACCCACUGUGGAAAGACGUACCGCUCCAAGGCUGGGCACGAUUACCACAUGCGCUCGGAGCACACAGCCCCACCGUCUGAGGAGCCUGAGGACAAGCCCCCCGAAACGGAGGACCUCUUGGGUGUUGAGCGGACCCCCAGUGGCCGCAUCCGCCGUACUUCAGCGCAGGUUGCCGUGUUCCACCUGCAAGAGAUUGCAGAGGACGAACUGGCCCGAGAUUGGACCAAGCGGCGGGUGAAGGAUGACCUGGUACCUGAGACCGCCCGGCUCAAUUAUACUCGGCCAGGCCUACCCACACUUAACCCCCAGUUGCUGGAGGCGUGGAAGAAUGAAGUCAAGGAGAAAGGCCAUGUCAACUGCCCCAAUGACUGCUGUGAAGCCAUCUACUCCAGUGUGUCCGGCCUUAAGGCCCAUCUCGCCAGCUGCAGCAAGGGAGACCACCUGGUGGGGAAGUACUGCUGUCUGCUGUGUCCAAAGGAGUUCAGCUCUGAGAGUGGCGUCAAGUAUCACAUCCUCAAGACCCAUGCAGAGAACUGGUUCCGUACUUCGGCUGACCCACUUCCCAAACAAAGGAGCCAGGACUCACUGGCACCCAAGAAGGAGGAGAAGAAGAGGCUGGCAGGUGGGAAGAAACGAGGCCGAAAACCCAAGGAGCGGACCCCUGAGGAACCUGCACCCAAGACCCCCCCACGUCGGGACGACUGGCCCCCAGGAGGCAAAGACAGAGGGGCCCGGGUCCCCACUGGCCGGAAGGUCGGAGCCAGCAAGGCUCCUGAGAAGCCCAAGGCUUUGGGGCCCUCGGUGACCCAUGGUUCUGGGCUGAUGAGGGCACUUGAGCAGCCUCACCUUUCUACCCAACACUGGACCCCAGCACCCCCAGCUACCUCCCAGGACAGACUCUGAGUCUGACUGCUACCAUGCGGACCGGACAGCCAGCCCUACCGUGGCCUCCCUCGUCCUUCCACAUCUGGCUCCUCUGCUUCUGUUCUCUACCUCUCCAGGCCCCCCUCCCCUGCCUGUGUGAACCCCCUCACUCCGGCUAUGCUUGGGCCCCUGCCCCACUGGCCCCUGUCCAUCACGAUGGGUGGAGGUGGCCCUGUUAACAGAGGGGUCUCCUGCCAUUCUAUCUUCAUGGGUGCUCCCUGCCUGGGGCAAGGGGAGGGUUCUGCUCUCACCUGCAGGGCUGUAGGAGCAGAGGGUAAAGGGGGCCGCAUGGAGCAUAGCUUUGCCUCCAGUCUCCAGCUUUGCUAAUACCACUGCUCUAGGGGCAGCCCAGUGGGUUAGGGAUGGGCCAGUGUGAGCUCUAGGGUCAAUCUGGGACCCACAAGCAUGUGGGACAUGGAACUGGGGCCCAGCUCUGAGGAGUAAUCCCUGUGGGAAUCAGCCUUCUGUCUGCUGGUCUGGGUUGGCCUGUGGCUAAGCUUCCAUGGGAGUCCCCUUUUCCCCUUUUUUUUACCUGCCCUUUUGUUUCUGGUUGCGUGGUCUUUUGAUAUGAGAGCUGAAGGCCAGGAGGGGGCUUGGCCAAGGUCAUAUCGUGUUGGGGGGCAGCUCUGCGCUGGCCCCCUUUGGGGCCCAGAGGAUGGCCAGGUCUGCAGGUUGACCAGGGUUCAGGCUGGAGUCCAGGGCACCCAGACCAGGUGGCCAUACUGCCUCUGGCCUCCUCCCUGGGCCCUGUUUUCCAACUUUGGCAGUGUAGGGAGGAGGAGGGUACUCAGAGCCACUGGGUCUGGACAGAGGUUAUUUCCCACUGGGGGGUAGGGGGUGGGCUGAGGGCUCGGCCUUGCCGAUCCUGGAUGAUGUGAAUUUUGAUAUUUGCCCGUGUGCGUGUGUCUCCUGGGUGUAGUGGAUGCCAGUCUUGUUGCUGUGACAAGUAACAACCUUUUUUUUAUUCUGUUUUUUAUACAAAAACAACAAUCUGACAUUUUGGUGCUAAGGGUUUCCUGGUGCCGACGGUGGAUCUAGGGGCUGAGGGGGUGUCUCUCCCCUGCUCAGGGAGGCAGUGCUGACUGGGCACCUCUCUGCCCCUAAGCUCCCAUCCUCAUCUAGUCCCAGGAGAGGAGGGGCCCCAAGCCUGGCUUGACUCUCCUAGCCCUGCAGUAGGGAGACAGGUUCCAGGGGGGGCUUUGGGGCUGGUCACGCUGCCCAUCUCCAGUUUCCUUCCUCUGACCCAAAGGCUCUUGGGCAACCCUGGCCUGUAUGCUGGGGGGGGGAGUGGGGGGGGGCGAGACCUGGACUACCCCCACUCACACCUUGAUUUGAUCAAAGACCGGAGGCAUGGGCAGAUGGAUGUCUGUGGAUGGAUCCAGUGUCAAAAGUCAAGGGAGGGUGGCAUGGGCAGAAUGACUUUUCUGUGUUCCUGGGUGUCACUAUGGUAAUACAGCUGGUGGAGGCAGAGGUGGGGUCAGGCAGCAACUGCGGGGGGCAGCUUUGGGUAGGGAGGGGAUGUAGGUGCUGGCAGGAGCCCCAGGUGCAUUUGUCCUUGUCACCAAUGGCUGGAGGAGGUUGGACCCCAACACCUCUGCUGGGGAUGGCCACCCGCCCCAGCCUCUCAGGUACUUAGCCCUUAGGGAGUGGGGGGCUGGGUUUUUGCUGGGGGGUGAAUUUCCAGGUUGCUCCCUGAAAUCCACAGAUGGUCCCUGGUUUGGGAACCCCACCUAGAUGUGUGGGAAGAGGUGGGGUCCUGGGUAACUUGAUGUUUAGCACUUUAACCCCCUUCUUUGUCUUUAAAGUGGGUGUGGGGGGCUGCUGCCAAAAGUGACUAUUGGGUCGGACCCCUCUCUCCCUUCUUCCCUUCCUGCUUCCCAUGUUCUGGUGAGUGGCAGUAGUGAGCUGGUGGGCAGAGCCCUCCUCCAAAGGGGGCAGAGCCCUGGGCAGCUCAGUGGGAUCUGCCCAUCUCCCACUGUGGUGGGGAUUCAGCCAGGUAACCACCUGGCCUUGAUUGACACCUUCAGUGAGAGGGACUGGAGUGGCAGACCCCCAGGGCAUGGUGGGCAUGAACCCUGCCCAAGACCCAAGCCCAGGGCACAAUGCCAGGUCCCUUUCUGAAGAUCUACCUCUGGCCCAGCCCACCCACCAUUGCCCUGAGAACAGGAAAGGGCCAACUCAAGGGGCUAACACUUCACACAAAAAUAGGAUGCACUUUGUGCAAAGGCAGAUGAGGAUGUAUCCUGGUGUGAGGUGAUCAGUGGCCCUUGCAGCCGUAGCCCCCCCUCCUGUCCCUCUGGUUCAAAAGGGAGAGAGUGGGUGCACUGUGACCCACGAAAGGCAGGGCUGUCCCGGUGUCCAAUUCGACGGGCCCCAGGUGGCUUACCCUGGAGGCCUGGGGUUCACGGAGCGGUCGGCCAGUACCUCUGGCCUCGCAGCCACACAUCCUGUGCUUUGGGUUUCUUGGUUUGGGUUUUUUAAUGCCAGUUCUCCGUACAUAAGUGCAUUUCGGAAGAGAGGUUCCAGCUAUCACUUGUAACCGUAUAUAUACAUAUAUAUUCUAUCUACAAAGUGUUUAUUUGCAAGAUGUUUUGACGGUGAGCUCGGGCCCUGCCCGCCUUGUGACCAUCUGUCCCCGGUCCUCGUUCCCGCCCCCCGACCCCAAGUGGCGCGGGGGUGGGCCAUCAACUGUAUGUAUUAAAUAUGACCGUAUCAAAUAAAUGUUUAUUGAUUUUUUUUCCA